Messenger RNA from Glossina fuscipes, 2503 nucleotides. RefSeq names its product ATP-dependent Clp protease ATP-binding subunit clpX-like, mitochondrial (gene ClpX). Gene Ontology annotation, cellular component: mitochondrial matrix. The record is from RefSeq and is a predicted model, not a curated record. Lineage: Eukaryota; Metazoa; Arthropoda; Insecta; Diptera; Glossinidae. The coding region runs from base 414 to 2231 and encodes 605 amino acids. Gene Ontology annotation, molecular function: ATP-dependent protein folding chaperone; protein dimerization activity; ATP hydrolysis activity. The transcript is spliced from 6 exons. Gene Ontology annotation, biological process: proteolysis; protein folding; protein catabolic process.
CGAUCCUGCAUAAAGCAAGAAAAUAAAAUAAAGAAAACAACAACUGAAAGUACCAGCUACAAGAGGAAAAGUGAUUUUUUUUGUACAUACAUACAUUAUUUUUAUUUUUUUGACAAAAGUGCUAUAAAUUGCGUAUUAGACUGAAAUUUAGGAAAAAAUUAUCAAUUUUUUCAAUAAAAAAAAGAAAAAAAGGCAAAUUAAGAAAACAGUUAACAACUGUUAAUAAAAGUGUGGUGACGGGCAAAAAAAGUUUGGGUGAAAAAACACACGGAAGCGUGUGGUGUGGCAAAUAAAUAGAAAAUCAUUAUUAUUAUUAUUUUUUUUUUUUUUAUAUAAAAAGUUAUAUACGUUUUUAGUAGAAAUUAAAGAAAUUGCCUUUAAAGUAAAGCAAUAUUAACAAUAAUAACAUAUAAAUGAUGAGUGUCGUAAGACAUAUAUUCCUGCUAUCACAAUUGCCCAAAAGCGGGGUCAACUCUUAUUGGUUAAAAGCUCUUUGCUGCAACUCGUAUGCGCAGAUUAAAUGUGUUCAUAUCGCUAACAAUCCUAGAAUUGAUAUAACCUUAUCGCAUGCAGCUGGUGGUGCCAGUCCAGUUGGCGGCAGUAGUGGUUUAGGAACAGGCGGCAAGGAUACCGCAAAUACUACUACAACGUCAACAACCGCAUCAGCUGGUUCUGGAGGUGAACCGCCAAAUGAUAAAAAUUUUCUAGCCUGUCCGAAAUGUGGUAGUCCUUGCACGCAAGUCGAGACCUUUGUUAGUUCUACGCGCUUUGUUAAAUGCGCGAAAUGCAAUCAUUUCUUUGUAGUACUAUCUGAGUUGGAUGCGAAACGUAAUCUUAAAGAAGAACCGAAAAAUCAGCGUAAACCACCUCCGCCGCCGCAAAAAAUUAUGGAGUAUUUAGAUAAGCAUGUUGUAGGCCAGGAAUUUGCAAAGAAAGUGCUUUCGGUGGCGGUUUAUAAUCACUACAAACGUAUACAUCAUAAUUUGCCACCCAUAACACCGCAACCGCAGCCACAUAUGGCGCCCGGACCUAUAAUCAAUGAUCCUAUGGGUACCCGGACAGAUUUAUUGCACAUUACUGGCAUUGGUCAUACUAUGGGCAGCUCAUCGGGCACGGAAUUACCACCCAAGCAUCCGCAUAGUACUGCUAACCAUAAUCAUGCUCAUGAAACUGGUUCUGAAAUACUCGAAAAACAGAACUACGAAGUAAAACUGGAGAAAAGCAAUAUUAUCAUGUUGGGACCCACUGGUUCGGGUAAAACCCUAAUAGCUCAGACUAUAGCUAAAUGUUUAGACGUACCAUUUGCAAUUUGUGAUUGCACCACGUUAACGCAAGCUGGUUAUGUGGGCGAGGACAUUGAAAGUGUGAUUUCCAAAUUAUUACAAGACGCUAAUUAUAACGUGGAUCGAGCUCAAACCGGCAUAGUGUUUCUUGAUGAAGUGGACAAAAUCGGCGCUGUUCCGGGUAUACAUCAACUAAGGGAUGUGGGAGGCGAGGGCGUGCAACAGGGUAUGCUCAAAAUGUUAGAAGGGACCAUAGUUAAUGUGCCCGAACGCAAUUCACCCCGCAAAUUGCGUGGGGAAACUAUACAAGUCGAUACCACCAAUAUAUUGUUUGUUGCCUCUGGUGCUUAUACCGGGUUGGAUCGCCUUAUAGCCAGAAGGCUUAACGAAAAGUAUUUAGGUUUUACUGCUCCCACGUCAGGUUCAUCCGGUCGUAGAGCAGCUCAAUCGUCUGCUUACGCGAUGGAUAGUGAUCAGGAAGAACGUGACCGAUGUUUAACUAAAGUACAAGCUCGUGAUCUCGUCGAAUUUGGCAUGAUACCCGAAUUUGUCGGUCGUUUUCCGGUAAUAGUGCCUUUCCACAGUUUGAAUGUGAAUAUGUUGGUACGUAUUCUAACUGAACCAAAAAAUGCUUUGGUACCGCAAUAUAAAGCAUUAAUCGGAUUGGACCAUGUGGAUUUAACAUUUACCGAAAAUGCUAUCAAAUCUAUUGCCAAAUUGGCUAUGGAUCGUCAAACCGGCGCUAGAGGUUUACGUUCAAUUAUGGAGCAACUGUUAUUGGAUCCUAUGUUUUUAGUGCCUGGUUCUGACAUUAAGACUGUGCAUAUUACCUCUGCUUGUGUUUUGGGUAAAGAUAAACCGCUCUAUUUGCGUAACGAAGAUGCCACAGAUGAUGAUAACGAUACGAAAAAUUAUGAAGAAGGAGCAAAAGUCCGGGCCAGCCAAUAAGUGCGUAAUAUAAGUUUGAAACAAAUUUCAACGUUAUAGUUGCCUCGUCACCUACACACCGACAUGAAAAAAGAAUAAUCUCAUUGGUAUCCAUUCGUUAGGCUAAAAAUUAGCGAAUCGAAAGGAAACAAAAUGUCCGGAUUACAUACAUUUUUAACGGCCCCGUUAGAAAAUUAAUGUAUUUAAAAGCAUAAAAUUUUAUUUUUAUUAUUUCGUAACAGUUGUAGCAAAAACAAUUCGCAGACAACACAAAAUAGAAAAUAAAUAUAUAU